AUGGAGAUCCCCGAAGUCAACAUCUUCACCCCCGUUCACGACGUAUACCCUCUAAUCGACCCAUCGCCGCACUUCACCUCGCAAACCUACAAAGACCAAGUCGUCAUCAUCACGGGCGGCUCCAAAGGCAUCGGCGCCACCGUCGCGCUCUUCUACGCCAAAGCCGGCGCCAAACUCGUCCUCGUCGCGCGCAACAUCAGCGAUCUCGAAGAGCGCAAGGCCGCGAUCGAGAAGGACGUCCCCGGCGCCGAGGUGCUCGUAGUGUCCGGCGACAUCUCCGACGGCGAGGUGGGGAAGCGAGCUGUGGAGGGCGCUGUAAAGAGGUGGGGGAGGGUCGAUGUUGUUGUGGCCAAUUCUGGGGUCGGUCAGGGUGGUGCGGAGAAGUUCCACGAGAAGGACCCGUCCGAAUGGUGGUACACGCAGGAGGUGAACGUGAAAGGCACGCUCAACAUCGUGCACGCUGCUAUCCCCGAGCUCCUCAAGACGAAGGGCCAGGUGAUCGUCGUCACCUCCCAACUGGCCCAUGCGCGCGUUCCCAUGCUCGCCGACUACAACAUCAGCAAGCACACCAUCAACCGCUUCGUCGAGAUCCUCGCGCUCGACUACCCCGAGCUCUCGAUCUACAGCGUCCACCCCGGCGUCAUCCUAACACCCGGCUCGUCCGACUUCACGGUGCGGAUGGGCAUGCCGAAGGACGCCAUCAAGAUGCCCGACACGGCCGAGCUGCCCGCUGCGACGUUCCUCUGGCUCACCGCGCGCAACGCGGAGUUUCUCAGCGGCCGAUAUGUCCAGGCUACGUGGGAUCUCGGCGAGGUGCUGGCUAAGAAGGACGAGAUCGUACGGGACAACCUUCUGGUAACGAAGCUUGCGGGCCCCACCAAGUGA
Peniophora sp. CBMAI 1063 is the source of this 885-nucleotide messenger RNA. The record is from the annotation of a GenBank genome assembly. NCBI's taxonomy places the organism in Eukaryota, Fungi, Basidiomycota, Agaricomycetes, Russulales, Peniophoraceae.